GAUCGACCAAAAAGAAAAAGGCUCUUCGAUCCCAUUUUCCAAAAUGGCUGCUGUAAGCACCGAAUCUUUUAUCGAUGCGGAGCUAGACUUCGGGUUGGACAUGCUUCGGCAAGUCCCUGCGAAUGCGCAAACGGUUGUCUCUCCUCUUUCUGUCAUUCUUGCUCUGGCUAUGGUUCAAGCUGGAGCGAGAGGACGAACUAGAGCACAAAUAAACGAGGUCAUCUCUAACGGAGCAAACAAUACUGACAUAGAAAAUUUCUACUCGGAACUCUCACAGGAUGUCUUAAAUGUUACCAACGAUGUUCAAACAAGGAUUGCAAAUGCGUUCUAUUUGGACAAACGAUACACUAUUGAAAAACAGUAUGAGGCUACAAUCAAGAAAAAAUAUUCUGCCAAGGUAGAAAAGCUUGAUUUUCAGGCGGCAAAAGCUACUGCUCAGGUUAUCGACAAGUUUAUAAGCGAUACAACAGAAGGGAAAAUACAGAAUAUGGUCACUGAACAGACUGUUAUGGGUGCCUUUUCACUCAUUGUAAAUGCGAUUUAUUUCAAAGCAAAGUGGAUGAGGGAGUUCAACAAAGAUUUGACUCAAAAUGCGACGUUUUAUUCUUCGGAGAACAAACGGAAGGAGAUAGAAUUCAUGAAUGAAUUUCAAAAAAUGCGCCUAUAUGCUGAAAACGAUGAUCUGCAAGUCUUGACGCUUCCUUAUAAAGACACCACUUAUGCGUUGAGUAUACUGCUUCCAAAGAAAAGGUUUGCUCUCGAUGCAAUCAGAAAUAAGACGAAUGGAGCUGCAUUACGCAAUCUUUUGAGCCAAGUGAAAAUGGAGUUCACGACGAUUUCCAUUCCAAAAAUGAAAAUCGAAACAAAGUUCGAGCUGAAAAAAGCAUUGAUCUCGAUUGGUAUCAAUGAAAUGUUCACUAACAAUGCCAAUUUGACCGGAAUCACGAAAGAACCUCCACUCAAAGUAUCCGAUGCUACGCACAGAGCAUUAAUUGAGGUUGACGAGGAGGGAACCACUGCUGCUGCUGCGACGGUCAUCGGGAUAGUGGCUACAUCAGUCAAUAUAAAUGUCCCCAAGACAUUCAUAGCAGACCAUCCUUUCAUAUUUGUUUUAAGCAAACGCAACAAUCCUCUAUUUAUAGGGCAAUUCGCCUGA
Cylicocyclus nassatus is the source of this 1156-nucleotide messenger RNA. NCBI's taxonomy places the organism in Eukaryota, Metazoa, Nematoda, Chromadorea, Rhabditida, Strongylidae. The record is from the annotation of a GenBank genome assembly.